Thamnophis elegans (Western terrestrial garter snake) is the source of this 1884-nucleotide messenger RNA. RefSeq names its product zinc finger protein 511 (gene ZNF511). The record is from RefSeq and is a predicted model, not a curated record. The transcript is spliced from 6 exons. NCBI's taxonomy places the organism in Eukaryota, Metazoa, Chordata, Lepidosauria, Squamata, Natricidae. Bases 11 to 760 code for a protein of 249 amino acids.
GCGGGAAAGAAUGGCCAGCGGCGGUGGUGGGGAGGGAGGUCCUUUCCGUUUCCGCCCCGCCGUGAUCCGUUACCCGGCGGACCAUCCCUUCUUCGAGGAUGGCGACGUCCACCGGCAUAUGUACCUCCAAGGUCUCCUGGAAAACGUCACGAAGGACACGGAAAGACCCAGAACCUCUGAAUUUUCUUGCCAAAUUGAUGGCUGCUGCCAGGUUUUCAACACCUUGGAGAGCUAUGAACAUCAUUACAACAUGCUGCACAGGAAUGUGUGUUCUUCUUGCAAACGAGCCUUCCCUUCAACGCAUUUGUUGGAUGUUCACAUUUUGGAGUGGCAUGAUUCCCUCUUCCAGAUAAUGGCAGAGAAGCAGAAUAUGUACCAGUGCUUGGUGGAAAGCUGUCCAGAGAAAUUCAAGAGCAGCAAAGACCGCAAGGAUCACUUAAUCACAGUUCAUCAGUAUCCAUCUGAUUUUCGCUUUGAUAAAUCCCUGAAAGCGCAAAGGAAAGAGAAAGCGAGGCCUUCAUCAAAAGAAAGCAAUGUGCCCAUGGAUAUGGCUGUGGAAGAUUCAGAACAAUUACAUGUUGAGGCCAUGGAAAUAGGUCCAGAUGAGCAUAUAAUGGAAAGUGACUUUCAGUCUGAGACGGAGUCUACUGUCGACUCUCCAGCAGGUGGAAAAUGGCUCUAUAAAUCAAGAAUUCCACCCACUAUUUGUUUUGGGCAAGGGGCUACCCGUGUCUUCAAAGGCAGAAAAAAGAAAAGCUGAAUAUGACAGCCAGGAGGAAUUUCAUCAGCAGAAAAGUGCCUUAAAACUAGAGCAAAGCUCCGGCUUCAUUUACUAGGAAGUCAGGGAAAUGAACAGAGGCAAAGCUAGUUAAAUAUUGGAACUGGUUCCUGCCCUUCCCAAAUGGAGGUAUUUUAGUAGGAGCUGCAAAAUGCUACUUCUGACCUGGUUGUUGUAGUCCAACUCCAUUUAAAGUGUCAGAAAUAAAAGUAAAGGUUUCCCCUGUCCGGUCGUAUCCGACUUUGGGGUGUGUGUGCCCAUCUCCAUUUCCUAGCUGAGGGAGCAAGCAUUGUCCAAAGAUGAUUCCGCAGUCAUGCUUCACUUUGGUGCAUGCAACUUUGUUACCUUCCCACCAAAGUGAUACCUAUUUAUCUACUCACAUGUGCAUGCUUUUGAACAGCUAGGUUGGCAGGAACUAGGGGAAGAAUAACCACUAGACCACUAUCUCCCCUAUGUGUUAGAAAUAGCCCAGGUCUGUUUCUAGAACAUUUCAAAUGAUAGGGUGUGGAACUCUUAUAAUAAUAAAACAGCACCUGUGCUGUACAACUAUCCUGAUCUUUACACCAACAUUGUAAAGUAGGCUGCCGUGUUGCUAAAUAUCAGAUAAUAUCAGACAAUUCAAGAGAUACAGGUGCAUUGGGAGUUGUUGAGUUCAGAUUUAAUUCUGUUGUGCCUGAAUGGGUAUAAGCUUACUUUGAAAUGCUUCUAAGUAGUUAUUUUGCACUGUUUGUGAGAAUGACUUCUCGCUAUGCUGCUAUAAGGUGGUUUUUAAAAUUUAUUUUUUAUUUUAUUUAUUUAUUUAUAUACUGUCUUUAUGAUGUUCACAAACAACUCAAGAGGGCAAACGUAUCCAACCUGUGUUCUUCCUCACCCACCUACCCCCAACAACAGCUCUGUGAGGUGUAUUGGGCUGAGAGAGAUAACUGGCCCACGGUCCUCCAUCUGGCUACUGAUGCCAAUAUACUUCAGAAAUCCUUCAAAGCAGCAAUGGCUGACAAAUACAAAAAGUUGUUUGCCUGCCUGUGUCUGCAAUAUAGGUAGUCUUCAACUUACAACAGUUCAUUUAGUGACCUUUCAGUGGCUCUAAAAACAUGACUUACCGUAUU